Messenger RNA from Ascochyta rabiei, 252 nucleotides. RefSeq lists its product as uncharacterized. NCBI's taxonomy places the organism in Eukaryota, Fungi, Ascomycota, Dothideomycetes, Pleosporales, Didymellaceae. The record is from RefSeq and is a predicted model, not a curated record. The transcript has a single exon. Bases 1 to 252 code for a protein of 83 amino acids.
AUGCUGAUCUCUAAGCCCUCACCGCCAUUUCGGCCUCAAAGAACUGGCCUUGACUGGAAGUUUCCGCAGCCGUGUCGCUCUCUUCUCAUUAGACUUUGCGCCGAAAUGCCUCAAGCCCACGCAGUCCUCGUCCAUCAUCUCCUCGACCUUGGAGUAUUUCUUCGCUUUCCCUUUGGAUGCGCUCGCCUUCAAUGUGCCGUUGCCAGGAGUAGCAGCUGGAAAGAUUUCUCGCUACGCGUCGUGCUUGAGUAG